AUUUUCCUCAGACUUUCCGUGCGGCGCUCCAGCCGUUCUUCCAGCUAGAAGGCGUACCACGGUGGCAAUAUCUAUGCGCCCCGCGUUUACAGAACAAUACGCACAGUAGAACCCACUGGAACAUGUGAAUAAUGUUGCCGAAGCUUUCCGAAAGUAGAAAUUGAGCGUUUAAAAAAAAAUAUUUGGGGGAUCAAUCGCGUUUUGGUUGCGCACCAUACGAGACACGUGCCUUCGAGGUAAACAGACAGCAGGACUGGGCAGCCAGAUAACGUCAGUAGUCUUGGUUAACGUUACAUUGUUUUUCUCCUGUGUUACAAGCGUGCAUAAGCGGUUAUAACGCCACCAUAGUGGACGUAGACGUCGAGCGGAGGUUCAUUUUGUUUUCGUUUGUGCACCUCGGUUGAUAAUUAAGACGCAGUUGGACAUGUCGGAAGUACUACAAGACAAAAUGAGUCAUUAUGGAAAUGAGGAUGACGAGGGACACCUUUCCUUCACCUGUCGCCUCCAAGACACCAACAACUUCUUCAGCGGCUCGCAGGGGGGGAAACGCCCACCCAAACUUGGACAGAUAGGCAGAAGCAAACGAGUUGUCGAGGACGAGAACGGCGUUGACGAGGCGCUAAAAAACGGGACAGAGAAAACACAGACAGAGGCUUAAACACAUCACCCCCCGGAAGGACAUUGAUUCUCAUUUUCUAUAUGAUAUUUGCAGUUUUGAUCCAAAGACAGUGUAUAUAAGCACUUUUAACCCAUGUGGCAACAAGCACUUCCAGUCCCAUCUCCUCUCUCUCCCAGUCCUCAUGAUGAUCUCCUGAGACUUAUACUGGCAGGAUGGGGAAGCAGCCGAGAUGGAGACAGAGAUGAAGACAGAGGCGGAGACAGAAAGAGUGGUGGACACAGAGGUGGAGACAGACAGAGAGAUGGACACAGAGGUGGAGACACAGAGAGUGAUCGAGACAGAGGUGGAGA
Messenger RNA from Oncorhynchus gorbuscha (pink salmon), 969 nucleotides. RefSeq names its product calcium/calmodulin dependent protein kinase II inhibitor 1 (gene camk2n1). The record is from RefSeq and is a predicted model, not a curated record. NCBI's taxonomy places the organism in Eukaryota, Metazoa, Chordata, Actinopteri, Salmoniformes, Salmonidae. The transcript is spliced from 2 exons. Bases 425 to 658 code for a protein of 77 amino acids. Gene Ontology annotation, molecular function: calcium-dependent protein kinase inhibitor activity; protein kinase binding. Gene Ontology annotation, biological process: negative regulation of protein kinase activity.